Messenger RNA from Lasiodiplodia theobromae, 2220 nucleotides. Its product is annotated as Pre-mRNA splicing factor RNA helicase. Bases 1 to 2220 code for a protein of 739 amino acids. Gene Ontology annotation, cellular component: intracellular anatomical structure; spliceosomal complex. Gene Ontology annotation, molecular function: ATP binding; RNA binding; RNA helicase activity. The transcript has 2 exons. The record is from RefSeq and is a predicted model, not a curated record. NCBI's taxonomy places the organism in Eukaryota, Fungi, Ascomycota, Dothideomycetes, Botryosphaeriales, Botryosphaeriaceae.
AUGGCCGACCGCAGACCCGACGGCGCCGAGAGCCGCGCCAAGCGCCAGAAGACCGACGCUGAAAUGGACCCCAAGGCCAAUCCCUACCUCGCUCACAUGUACGAGGACAGCUACUCCAACGGCGCCGCCAACGGCUCCGGCCUCUCCAACCUCGUCCGCCACAAGACCACCGCCAAGGACGCGGAGCAGGCCGAGAAUGGCCCCAACAACCCUUUCACCGGCCAGCCGCUGUCCCAGAAAGAUGAGUUCCUGCAGAUGUUCCAGAGCACCCAGAUCCUCGUCUUCGUCGGCGAGACCGGUUCCGGAAAGACCACGCAGAUCCCGCAGUUUAUCCUCUUCGACGAUCUCCCCCAGUCGCAGGGCAAGAUGGUUGCCUGUACCCAGCCCCGUCGUGUCGCCGCCAUGUCCGUCGCCCAGCGUGUCGCCGACGAGAUGGAUGUCGCUUUGGGCGAGGAGGUCGGUUACAGCAUUCGUUUCGAGGACCGCACUUCGUCCAAGACCAUCAUGAAGUACAUGACGGAUGGUAUGCUGCUGCGCGAGGCCAUGAACGACCACAACCUGUCCCGCUACAGCACCAUCAUUCUCGACGAGGCCCAUGAGCGUACUCUGGCUACCGAUAUUCUGAUGGGUCUGCUGAAGGAGGUCGUCGGCCGCAGGCCCGAUCUGAAGCUGGUCAUCAUGUCCGCCACCCUGGAUGCUCAGAAGUUCCAGCGCUACUUCAACGACGCACCUCUGCUUGCCGUCCCGGGUCGUACCCACCCCGUCGAGAUUUUCUACACCCCCGAGCCCGAGCGUGAUUACGUCGAGGCUGCCCUGCGCACCGUCCUCCAGAUCCACGCCACCGAGCCCGAGGGUGACAUCCUCCUGUUCUUGACUGGCGAGGAGGAAAUCGAAGACGCGUGCAGGAAAAUCAACCUGGAGGGCGACGAAAUGAUUCGCGAGGCCGAUGCCGGACCGCUCAAGGUUUAUCCGCUGUACGGUACUCUGCCUCCGCACCAGCAGCAGAAGAUCUUCGAGCCUGCCCCUCCGCCUCGCACUCCUGGUGGACGCCCCGGCCGCAAGGUCAUCGUCUCGACCAACAUUGCUGAAACCUCGCUUACCAUUGACGGUAUCGUUUACGUUGUUGAUCCCGGUUUCAGCAAGCAGAAGGUCUACAACCCUCGCAUCCGUGUCGAGUCUCUCCUGGUGUCGCCCAUCUCUAAAGCUUCUGCUCAGCAGCGUGCUGGUCGUGCCGGUCGUACCAGACCUGGAAAGUGCUUCCGUCUCUACACCGAGAAAGCUUUCAAGGGGGAGCUUAUUGAGCAGACCUAUCCCGAGAUUCUACGCUCCAACCUGUCGGCCACGGUUCUGGAACUGAAGAAGCUUGGAGUCGAGGACCUUGUUCACUUCGAUCUUAUGGAUCCUCCUGCACCCGAGACCCUGAUGCGUGCUCUGGAGGAGCUGAACUACCUGGCCUGUCUUGAUGACGAGGGUGAACUUACUGCCCUCGGCCGUCUGGCAUCCGAGUUUCCUCUUGAUCCCGCUCUCGCGGUCAUGCUCAUCUCGUCGCCCGAAUUCUACUGCUCGAACGAGAUCCUCUCUCUCGUCGCUCUCCUCUCCGUUCCGCAGAUCUUCGUCCGUCCCGCUAGUGCUCGCAAGCGGGCGGACGAGAUGAAGGACCUCUUCGCUCACCCUGACGGCGAUCACUUGACCAUGCUGAACGUGUACCACGCCUUCAAGUCCGACGACGCCCAGGCAAACCCCAAGCAGUGGUGUCACGACCACUUCCUGUCGUACCGUGCCCUCCAGCAAGCCGACAACGUUCGUCUCCAACUGCGCCGUAUCAUGGAACGUUCCGAGAUCGAGCUCAUGUCGACGCCCUUCGAGGACAAGAAGUAUUACGAGAAUAUCCGCCGUGCUCUCGUCAGUGGCUUUUUCAUGCAGGUCGCGAAGAGGGAUGGCACGGGCAAGACGUACAUCACCGUCAAGGAUGAGCAGAACGUUCUGCUGCACCCGUCCACAGUCCUAGGUCACGACAGCGAAUGGGUUGUGUACAACGAAUUCGUGCUGACCACCAAGAACUACAUCCGUACCGUGACGUCGGUCAAGCCCGAGUGGCUGCUGGACAUUGCACCCAACUAUUACGACAUUGCCUCUUUCAAGAAAGGCGACGUGAAGAUGGCGUUGCAGCGCACCGUCGACAAAAUGAGGCGCAGGGAGGCCAUCAAGGGCAAGCGCUGA